AUGACUAUGCUCAUCCUUGCAAAUGCACUCUACUUCAAAGGAGUUUGGGCUUCAAAAUUCAAACCGUCUCUAACCAAAGUCCACGACUUCUUCCUCUUGAACGGAAGUUCGGUCCGUGUCCCCUUCAUGACCAGCUCCAACCCCUUCAUGACCAGCUCCAAGAACCAAUUCGCGCGUGCCUUUGACGAUUUUAAGGUUCUGAAGCUACCGUACGAAGAGGGCCAGGACACGCGGAAAUUCUCCAUGUACUUCUUUCUUCCCAAUGCCAGGGAUGGCUUGCGGGCGCUCGUCGAGAAAUUCGGCUCGAUUUCUGGGUUCAUAGAGCACCACAGGCCACAUCGAAGGGUGAAAAUGGGGGAUUUUCGUCUCCCCAAGUUUAAAAUAAGCUUCGAUUUUGAGGCUUCGGAUUUUUUUAAAAGUCAAGGAUUGGUUCUCCCUUUUCUCGGUGGUUUGACCGAGAUGGUUUACCCUAACCCGUAUGAUCCACUCGAAAUCUCCGGCUUUUUUCAUAAGGCAUACGUAGAGGUGGGCGAACAGGGCACGGAGGCUGCAGCAGUGGUGAAAGGCCUGCCCUGUGGUUGUUCGAGGUACCGGCCUCCACCUGUGGACGUGUUUGACUUUGUAGCUGACCAUCCUUUUCUCUUUGUAAUAAGGGAGGAGACCAGUGGUGUUGUUCUCUUUGUUGGGCAACUUGUGAAUCCUCUGCUGCCUGUGUAA
This is a messenger RNA of Striga hermonthica, 717 nucleotides long. The record is from the annotation of a GenBank genome assembly. NCBI's taxonomy places the organism in Eukaryota, Viridiplantae, Streptophyta, Magnoliopsida, Lamiales, Orobanchaceae.